Physeter macrocephalus (sperm whale) is the source of this 2549-nucleotide messenger RNA. Its product is annotated as putative serine/threonine-protein phosphatase 4 regulatory subunit 1-like. Gene Ontology annotation, biological process: protein dephosphorylation. Lineage: Eukaryota; Metazoa; Chordata; Mammalia; Artiodactyla; Physeteridae. Gene Ontology annotation, molecular function: protein phosphatase regulator activity. The record is from RefSeq and is a predicted model, not a curated record.
AUGGCGGGGAUCCCCCUGUACUUUGUGGACUUGCAGGAUGACUUAGACGAUUCCUUCAUCUCAGCAUUGUCAAGUCUGCGGUACUCUGAGGCUUCAGCCGGGAAGGCCUGCGAAAGUAGCAGGCGUGCGACCGGCCCCGUCUUGCCCAGGGUGACAGCCUUCUUGGACGUUCUGGGCCAGGACAACCUGCCUGCACCUCGCCUGGAAAAGUACACUUUCAGCGGCAACAUCUUCAACUGUCAGAUUAUCGCCAGAGGGCUGCCUGAUAUCUUCCGGGACUUCAGUAACAAUGAAGAAGACUUCGUAACGGUAAUGGAGGUCGUGGUCAGAUUGUCAGAAGAUGCAGAGCCCACAGUGCGGGCUGAGCUGCUGCAACAAGUUCCUCCUAUUGCCAUUUUUCUGCAAGAAAACAGAUCCGAUUUUCCAGUGGUGCUCCCUGAACAUCUCAUACCCAUCGUGGUGCGGUGCCUCACAGAUCCAAACAACCAGAUAAUCUGCAAGCUGGCGUCAGAGCUGAGCAACACCACAGUCGAACGCCUGCUGCUCCCUCGAUUCUGUGAGCCGUGUGGUUUUCAAGUUCGGAAGGUAUGUGCCACAAAUUUUGGUGAUAUUUGUCAUGCUGUCGGACAAGAAGCCACUGAGAAAUUUUUGCUGCCGAAGUUUUUUGAGCUCUGCUCAGACAACGCACGGGGGGUGAGGAAAGCCUGUGCGGAGUGCUUCACGGCCGUGUCCCACGACACGUCCCGCGAGGGCCGCCGGGCCGCGCUCUCGCCGCUCUGUAUCACGCCGAUCAGCGACCCCUGUCGACGGGCGCGCCAGGCUGCCUUCCAGUCCCUGGGCCCCUUCAUCUUCACCUUUGCCAACCCCUCCAGGGCUGGCCUUUAUAGUCGAGAAGAUGGCACCCUCACCCCGAGCAUCGGACCACCGGCUCCGUAUUUGGACUCGGAUUUCACCUCUGGGUCACCUCGGAUUUCACCUCCGGGUGCAGGCAGCCAUGGUAACAUGUCCUCAGCCUGUUCAACAAAGCCGGGCCAGGCAGAGCCAGCUCUACCCAUGGAAGGCACAUCCCCGGACACCAGCAAUUUCCUGUGCAUCAGUAGCUCCUCCAAUGGCCUGAUGGAGAACCCAGCGGAAGGCUCUGUCUUGGCUGGAGCCGAGUUGACCAGGCUUCCCCAGGCCACGAAGCUCCCCGCUAUUAACGACCUCCCCGUCAACAGCCAUCCUGGACCAGACUCCUGGGCCCGGCCGGGGAGUCCUGAGGACGUUUGCAAUAAUUUCCUUUAUUGGCGAACUCCUCUCCCUGACAUAAGCAAGGACUUAGAGCUGCUCCUGAGCGAGGCUGGCCCGCAGGAGGAAGGUGGCGGCACACCCAGGCCGUGCGUAGGAGCUGUGUGGCUAGGAGCGAGAUUCAGAGAGUCCUGGAUGGUUUGCAGGAGCACGUGAUGAACGAUCCAGAUGCGCAAGCUCAAGUCCAGGUAUUGUCAGCUGCACUGAGAGCCGCACAGCUAGACUCUGAGUGAGCCCCAGCGCCCGCCGGCAGAAGGGCUCAAGGUGUCCAUUUCGGAUCCCAGCCCAGCCUCUGGGGGUCGGCAGUCAGCCGGCCCCGUCGGCUUCACCACCGCAGAGUGAGCUCGCCGCGGCCGGGACGUUACAAAGCACAGGUCCAGGCGAACCUGGCAGUGGAACCAGUGACCAUUUGGAGACUGACCAGAGGCAUAGCUGCAGCCCACUUGAAGAGGAUAAAUCUAAAUUACAGCCCGUAUGUCUCUGCGCACCCCCAGUGGAAGGUCCGUCGGACCCUAGCCUUCUCCAUCCACGAGCUGGCUGUGACCCUUGGGGAUCAGUUAACGGCUGCCGACCUGCGGCCCAUCUUCAGUGGACUUUUAAAGGACCUGGAUGAAGUACGACUAGGACUUCUGAAACACCUGUAUGACUUUCUAAAGUGUUGAAUGUCUUGUGUCUUGACCACUGAAGGGAAGCUUCCUGUUUUCUUGAGCACUCGGCCUCCUCUGGUGAAUUAAUGGAAAAGCACAAGAUAGUUUCUCACAGGUACAGCUGCCUUGAAAGGCAUCUCAACAAUAGAACCAUCUCAGCUUUUCCCCAAGUGGACAUUUCCUCCUUGCUAAGUGUUUUCAUUAGCACCUUUCUCACUUCAAGAAUUCGAGAACGUUUUCAACAUGGACGGAUUUUAAUGUAGCUUUGCAAAUUCUCAGGAAGGUCUGUCUCCCACUUCCGGAGUGGCCAAGUAUCAGGUUUUUUCCACUGUCAGGUUGGGCCCAGAUCGGCUUGAAAGGGGUCGUAUGUCUGCAAUGUUGGUUUUUUCCUUCAUGCUAAGAAAUAACGAUUUUUAAGCAUGGCCAAAGUCUGCACUUUACCACCCUCUGCAGACGACGCAUGCAAAGAUGAUUUAGAGCAUUAUUCACGCAUAAUUCCUACAGGUAGUUGGCCCCGAAUUGUGCUAUGAUUGUAUUUUAAACAGACAUGGAGAGGAGGUCACAGUUGCCUAACAACGGCCACGAGCCGCCUCGUCUUCCAGGUCCAAGGAACUG